GGCGUUCAGCUCUCAGGUGGGCAGAAGCAGCGCAUUGCAAUUGCGAGGGCUAUGAUCAGGAAUCCAACGAUUCUUCUACUUGAUGAAGCAACCAGCGCAUUGGACGCAGAAUCAGAACGUGUGGUGCAGGAAGCGCUCGAACGUGUGAUGGUGGGACGGACAACGAUCAGCAUUGCUCAUCGCUUAUCCACAAUCCAGGGCGUUGAUGUUAUUGCUGUGGUCAAGAAUGGCGUUAUUGCUGAACAAGGACGGCAUGAGGCACUUAUGAGCAUACCAAAUAGUGCUUAUGCUUCACUGGUUAAUCUUCAUAUGUCAUCCUAAUCAAAUCAACUAAUGUUUUGUUCUGGACAGGUUUUAGCUACUCUUUGAACCUAUUCUUUCCUAUCCUGCAGCAUGAUUUC
Molecule: messenger RNA, 401 nt
Organism: Phalaenopsis equestris
Lineage: Eukaryota; Viridiplantae; Streptophyta; Magnoliopsida; Asparagales; Orchidaceae
Product: ABC transporter B family member 9-like
Exons: 1
Molecular function (GO): ATPase-coupled transmembrane transporter activity; ATP hydrolysis activity; ATP binding
Source: RefSeq, a predicted model, not a curated record